AAGAGAUGACCUGCCCAUCAGGGGAUAUAAGGAGGCCUCCUGGUCCCGGGAGCCACAUCAGCUGUGGAGCUCCAUAGCAGGAGACACAAGGAUGGAAGGCUGCUUCUGGAAGACCUUGCUGGUGGUUGGAGCUCUUGCAACGGGUGGGACCUCCUCACUACAACACAAACCUCUGAGCUAUGAUGAGGCUGUGGACCUUGCAGUGAGCAUCUACAACAGCAAAUCUGGGGAAGACUCCAUGUAUCGUCUCCUGGAAGCUGUUCCUCAACCUGAGUGGUAUCCUCUUUCUGAAAGCAACCAAGAGCUGAACUUCACCAUCAAGGAGACGGAGUGCCAGGUUGAAGAAGAACGUGCCUUGAAAGAAUGCGACUUUGAAGAAGACGGGGUGGUCAUGGAGUGCAGGGGCUACUAUUUCUUUGGGGAGACGCCCUCAGUGCUCGUUCUCACCUGUGAACCGGUGGCUGAAGAGGAGGAGGGGGACAAAGAGGAGGAGAAGGAGGUGGAGGAGGAGGAAAAGGAGGAAGAUGAGAAGGAUCAGCCCAGGAGAGUCAAGAGAUUCAAGAAGUUUCUCAAGAAGCUCAAGAAAAGCGUGAAGAAACAUGUCAAGGAAUUCUUCAAGAAACCGAGAGUCAUCGGGGUCACCAUCCCCUUCUAAGAGGGGAUUCGGAAGGACCCUCCGAUCCGAGGAAAACCAGCAGAGAAAAAUGAUGUUCCAGUCCAUCCAAUCAUUCCUCAAAAAGAUACUCCAGCAAUAAAUAAAUGAAUAAAUAAAUGAAUAAAUAAAUAAAUAAAUAUAUAUAUAUACUCA
This is a messenger RNA of Pantherophis guttatus, 808 nucleotides long. Its product is annotated as cathelicidin-related peptide Oh-Cath-like. NCBI's taxonomy places the organism in Eukaryota, Metazoa, Chordata, Lepidosauria, Squamata, Colubridae. Gene Ontology annotation, cellular component: extracellular region. Gene Ontology annotation, biological process: defense response. The record is from RefSeq and is a predicted model, not a curated record.